CAGACAUCAAUCACGUGUUUCCCAUUUAUUCGUUUCAUCUUGUUUCUCUGUUCGAAUCGAAACACCCUAGAUACUCCGGUUUUGUCUCUGAGAUUGUAAUUUCUCCAUCGUUAUAACAUAACUCAACACCAAUUUCGACGAAUCGAGAUCAAUUUUCUCAAAAUAAAAAAAAUGCCAAUAGAGAGUACGGAGAACGACGAUGCGAGGCCUUUGAUUUUAACCAGAGGUGGAAGGUCGUCGGUGAGGAGACAAGGGCUGAGAGAAGCGGCGAGGCUACUCAGACAUGCAAGCAGCGGGAGGAGGAGGAUGACGACGAUGAUGAGAGAGCCGUCGAUGCUGGUUCGCGAAUCAGCGGCCGAGCAGCUCGAGGAGAGGCAAAGCGAUUGGGCGUACUCGAAGCCCGUGGUGGUUCUUGAUUUCGUUUGGAACCUCGCCUUCAUCGCCGUUGCUGCAGCUGUUCUUGGGCUUAGCAGCGAUGAGAAGCCCAAUACGCCGCUCAGGGUUUGGACCGUUGGGUAUGGGUUGCAAUGUGUGGUGCAUAUGGUCUGUGUUUGUGUUGAGUAUCGUAGGAGGAGUAAUAGGAGUCCGAGCAAAAGUUUUACUAAGCAUCUAGAGUCUGCAAAUACAAUGUUUUCAUUUAUAUGGUGGAUCAUUGGAUUCUACUGGGUAUCUUCUGGUGGACAAGAGCUAGCACAAGGGUCACCUCAGCUUUACUGGUUGUGUAUAGUCUUUCUUGGUUUCGAUGUGUUCUUUGUGGUUUUAUGCAUUGCACUGGCUUGUGUGAUCGGCAUUGCUGUUUGCUGCUGCUUGCCUUGCAUCAUUGCGGUUCUAUAUGCAGUGGCCGAACAGUUGAAAAUGCAGGAAGGAGCUUCUAAAGAAGACAUUGACCAACUUACUAAGUUCAAAUUCCGAAAGGUUGGUGAGUCUGAGAAACAUACUGUUGAUGAAGAAGACGAACAAGCAAAAGGAGAUUCAGGAGGAGUGAUGACUGAAUGUGGUACAGAUUCACCCCUCCAACAUACUCUUCCUCAUGAGGAUGCAGAAUGCUGCAUUUGUCUUUCAGCUUAUGCAGACGAGACAGAGCUACGAGAACUUCCUUGUGGCCACCAUUUCCAUUGCAGUUGUGUGGACAAAUGGCUUUACAUAAACGCUACCUGUCCUCUCUGCAAAUACAACAUCCUCAAGAAUAGCAACUAUGAAGAUGGAGAGGAAGUCUAACACAGAAGAAGAAACAAACUUGCAAAUAUGCGGAUCUGUAGUUAGCAGCGAGGAACCCAUGAAAGAAAAAAGGGUUCAACAAUUGAUCAAGUUGUAGUUUUAUAUUUGCUUGCCACAGUUUAGUUAAAUCUUGUUGUGUUAUUGCUUGUUGACUUGUUGUUAUAUGUAAUACACAGUUAAGAUAAUCUUGUUAAAAUCUGUUAACAUCUUUUGGUU
Brassica oleracea var. oleracea is the source of this 1434-nucleotide messenger RNA. RefSeq names its product E3 ubiquitin-protein ligase At1g63170. The transcript is spliced from 5 exons. NCBI's taxonomy places the organism in Eukaryota, Viridiplantae, Streptophyta, Magnoliopsida, Brassicales, Brassicaceae. Bases 172 to 1218 code for a protein of 348 amino acids. The record is from RefSeq and is a predicted model, not a curated record.